This is a messenger RNA of Thyridium curvatum, 1011 nucleotides long. RefSeq lists its product as uncharacterized. The record is from RefSeq and is a predicted model, not a curated record. The coding region runs from base 1 to 1011 and encodes 336 amino acids. The transcript has 8 exons. NCBI's taxonomy places the organism in Eukaryota, Fungi, Ascomycota, Sordariomycetes, Thyridiales, Thyridiaceae.
AUGGAUGCCGUAUUCGAGGAGAUCGCACGAGAGACAGUGAACUUCGGCCCCGGUGAUGAAGAGAAAUGGCGCCAACUCUACGAGCCCCUCUACAGCGAUGACUUGUUUGAGGGAGUCCAAGUGAUCCGGGACGAGCGAUAUGGCCCGGCAGAGAGAAAUCUGUUGGAUGUAUUUGUACCCCCUGGCGAAGCAUCUGGCAGGCCAGUGAUGCUCUUUGUCCACGGAGGUGGUUUCUUCUCCGGAGACAAGCGCUGGAGCGAAAAGUGCUACGCAAACAUUGGCUGUGCUUUUGCUAAGCUCGGGGUUGUGACAGUCAUCGGCAACCAUCAGCUGGUGCCGAACGUGACAUAUCCAGGGGGCGCAGAGGACAUUCAAUUGACGCGGGAAUGGAUCUAUCAGAAUAUUUCAGCAUCCAAAUACGGCUGUGGCUCACCGGACAAGGUCUUCUUAUUUGGGCAUUCCUCGGGAGGUGCACACAUCGCGGCAAAUCUCUAUGCGGCUGAAUUAGGCGACUCGAGUCGACCUCAGAGAGACCCUUUGUUCCCACCAGUAGCAGGUGUUUUGUACAUCGACGUGCCAUUCUGGUAUGACGUCAGAAAGCCGGUACGAAAGAAGAUUGUUGGUCAAUAUUAUGGCAAUGACGCAGAGAGUGUUUGGGGACCGAAGUCCGCUGUUGGAUUGUUUGAGCGCCUUCCAGCCGACUCGCCAGCACGAGAUGCGAAAAAGCUGCCAACAUUCCUAGGCUCAGUCGAAUGGGAAGUACCGGAAACCGCGGACGCUACAGUCAAGUUCUUCAAUGCUUAUCGGGCUGGAAGUCUACCAUUCCACACUCUCCCGUUGUUCCACGUUUUGCAAAACCACAAUCACCUUAGCAACAUCUUGUCCAUUGGCACCACGGACACGGCACAGACAGAUGCAAUCAUGUUGUUCAUCAACACUUGCCUCGGUAAUCAACAAAAGCUUUCAUCUGAGAAAAGAUUCCGUGUGAGAUUCAUCAAGAAACUUGACUAG